AUGUACCAUGUUCCUGAAAUGAGGUUACAUUAUCCCCUGGUGAACACUCAAUCCAACGCUGCGAUAACACCCACUAGAAAUUACGACAAUACUCUUCCUUCGUUCAACGAGUUGUCCCAUCAAAACACGAUCAAUCUCCCAUUCAUCCAGCGCAAAACUCCAAACGCAUAUGCAAACGUUGCUCAAUUAGCCACGUCACCAACUCCGGCUAAAUCUGGGUAUUACUGUCGCUAUUAUGCUGUUCCUUUCCCCGCCUACCCACAGCAACCACCGUCUCCAUACCAACAAGCUAUGCUUCCUUAUGCAACUAUUCCUGGCAACAAUUUCCAGCCAUCCCCCUUUCCCAUGAUGGCCGUGAUGUCUCCAGAAGUUCAAUUUGAUGGAUCAUAUUUGAAUUCCUUGCAUGCACAUACAGAAUUACCCCCAAUCAUGCAAGGUUCUAAUGAUGUUCAUAACACACGUCAAAAUGCCCUUACACCAAUGGCGAAGGCGACUGCGACUGCAAUGACAAAAAUGCCUGGAUUUAGUUCCACCUCCGUUCUCAAACCACGUGUGAUAACAACAAUGUGGGAAGAUGAAAGUACUAUCUGCUAUCAAGUCGAGGCAAACGGUAUAUCCGUUGUACGCAGGGCGGAUAACAACAUGAUUAACGGUACCAAGUUGUUGAACGUCACAAAAAUGACAAGGGGAAGAAGAGAUGGGAUAUUAAGAUCUGAGAAAGUUAGAGAAGUCGUCAAGAUUGGCUCCAUGCACCUCAAAGGUGUCUGGAUCCCUUUCGAAAGAGCAUACAUCCUGGCUCAACGUGAACAAAUUUUAGAUCAUAUGUAUCCUCUUUUCGUUAAAGAUAUCGAAUCAAUGGUUGAUGCCAGCAAAGCCACUGACAAAAUUCUAACUCCUGAAUCCAAUCCUUGCUCUAUCAAGCAAGAGUUAUCUGAAGGCAAGGACGAGUUUGCUACCGAAAUAAAACUGAAGGGUAGUGAAGACUUGUUGAAUGGAGUAUCUAAUCACAUUGGGAGUGAGCUGACCCAAUUGAAAAUUAACGAUUUUGAUACUGAGGCUCAAACUAGCAGAGCAAAGAAUGAACUAUCCUAA
This is a messenger RNA of Saccharomyces kudriavzevii IFO 1802, 1092 nucleotides long. It is a transcript of the gene PHD1, whose product is annotated as Phd1p. Gene Ontology annotation, cellular component: nucleus. Gene Ontology annotation, molecular function: DNA-binding transcription factor activity; sequence-specific DNA binding. NCBI's taxonomy places the organism in Eukaryota, Fungi, Ascomycota, Saccharomycetes, Saccharomycetales, Saccharomycetaceae. The coding region runs from base 1 to 1092 and encodes 363 amino acids. The record is from RefSeq and is a predicted model, not a curated record. The transcript has a single exon. Gene Ontology annotation, biological process: positive regulation of transcription by RNA polymerase II.